Messenger RNA from Trichoplusia ni (cabbage looper), 3931 nucleotides. RefSeq names its product insulin-like growth factor 1 receptor. NCBI's taxonomy places the organism in Eukaryota, Metazoa, Arthropoda, Insecta, Lepidoptera, Noctuidae. Gene Ontology annotation, molecular function: protein binding. The transcript is spliced from 8 exons. The coding region runs from base 611 to 3352 and encodes 913 amino acids. The record is from RefSeq and is a predicted model, not a curated record.
CAUAUAUUUAUUAUUCUCUAACAUAACAGUUGCAUUUCAGUGCAUUUUAGUGUUUACUGCUCAAACUAUAAGGUUGAUAAUGGCGUGUGUAUUUAGAAAUUUUGGUGGUUAAAAAUUUACGUUUUCGGGAUAAUUCGUGUAGAGUAUGUAACUGUCAUUACCGGGCAUUAAUUAAUCAUUUGGCGUUUAAUUUGGGGGCUAUUUCGGGAUGCUAUUUGUAAAAUUAGUAAGGAAUGCAUUGUACAUAUAUUUAAUUGUUCGCGUUGGUCCGUGAAAUUCAAUGGAAAUCGUGUGUUUACUGUAAAUUAAGUUAGUCAAUAUUAUUGUUGCCAGCCAAACAAUUUGCCGUGGAUGUUCGUGUAUCUAGUGAUCAUGUAUAACAGCAACAACUUUUUGUUUGAAGUCAGUGGUUAACACUUUAGAAAUUUAUCCAGACAAUAGUUAAAAUCCCAUGAUCAAUAUAGGGCCAUGGGAAAAUCAACACAAUGUGUUUUCCCAUAAAUGUAAGAUAUUUACACUUAAGGCUACUCAGUCGUUUCGUACUGAGGAGGCGGUUAGCUGCGCGUAGACAGAAAAAGUAUAAAAAGUUCGGAAGCAAACUCAAGGUGUCAUGGCGGAAACGUUAAUAUGGUUACUUAUUUACCUCCUCAGCGGUGUGACGUGCCAAAGAUUAGAUCUCACAUAUCCAAACCGCACGGGAAUAUGUAAAGGAGGACUCUUCACAAGCAUUCCGCAUCUGAGGGACCUGGAUGGGUGCGUCGUUAUCAUAGGCAGCCUAGAAAUAUUCAUUGAAAGAUCUGAAGUUGAAGGAUUUAGGAAUGUGACGUUCCGGGAGCUAAGAGAGAUAACAGAAUACCUGGUGAUAUAUCGAGUGAGGGGAUUGAAAUCAGUUGGAAACCUCUUUCCCAACCUGACGAGGAUAAGAGGUGCAAAGUUGUUGAACAAUUUCGCAUUGAUUGUUUACGACAAUGGGAACCUGAUUGAGAUUGGUUUGUAUCGGCUUUUGAAGAUCGAUAGAGGUGGGGUGACGAUGUGGUCUUUGCCUCAAGCUUGCUUUGUGGAUACUAUAGACUGGAAGGUCUUGGCUCCAAGAUACCGUCACGUGAUCAGUCCGCCUGAUGUGAAGACUGCAUGUAAUGUAGCUUGUUCGUGCACAAGAAAUGUCUCAACCAAUCAUUGUUGGAAUAACAUGAAAUGUCAGCUAUAUCUCGAGGGACCCGAAGCUGAUAAAUGCAACGACCAGUGUCUUGGAUGUCGUAAAACAAAUAAGGAUGUGUGUUUUGUUUGCCGUCAUUACACUUACAGAGGGAAGUGUGUGGCUGAAUGCCCACCGGAUUCAAUUCUUCUUCCAGAUAGCCAGUAUUGUAUAACAGAGGAAGAAUGUCUUGAAAUCGACCGAUGGGUGUGGAAUAACACUUGUGUUUCACAAUGCCCUGUGGAUUACAUAGAGAAGUACGAAACUCAUGAUAACAUAACCAGAGUCGUCUCAUGCAAACCCUGCACACAUUGUGAAAUUACCUGCGGGAAUCUAAGGAUACAGUCACUGAGCUCAAUUCAGAAUGCUGAACGAUGUGUUUAUGUAAAGGGAUACUUGAUUAUCCACGUAAGAUCUAUUCCAGGAGCAAUAAGUGAUCUAAAGACAUACCUCGGUCAAAUUGAAGAAGUUUCACAGUACGUAGCUAUAGAAGGCUCUGACAUAACCUCUUUAGAUUUCCUGUCAUCACUUCGAACUAUUAAAGGAGAAAAACUCCGGGAUGACCAAUAUAGUCUCGAUGUAAAUUACAAUUACAAUCUUCAAUCAUUGUUUACGGACAAUGUUCUAAAGAACUUACAAAUUAAAAAAGGAUCGGCUCGAUUUGAGAACAAUCCAGUCCUUUGCAUGAGUAAAAUUGAUGAAAUUAUAAGUCGUUUGCCAAUCGCACCAACACCCAUUGAUAUACCUGAAGGCUCAAAUGGGUACAAAGGGGCGUGCAAAGAAGUGGCUUUCCAAUUUAAUAUAACAACUACUAGCGAAUCAUCAGUAUUGAUCACGUUUUCUCCAGUUCUCGAUCACAAUAUACAUUACUCUGCAUUAUAUGUGCGAUUACCACCUGGAGUCCAUACUACGGUAGUUCCUGAAACAUGCAGCGAAUUUGAAUGGCACGCCACUGAUGUGCCAACUGAUGAUAAAAACUACGGAGUUGUGGAAUUAAAAUCAUUGCAUCCAGCGUCGACUUAUGCACUGUGCAUAGAAAUAUACCACCCUGAAAAGAGACGACUGAUGAGAAGCAAUAUAUUCAACUUUACAACACCUGUAGGAAUACCAGAGCCGCCAUUUAUUGUAGAAUUAGUAGCAUCAUCUUCAGACGUCGUGGUGUUACAUUGGGUUGACCAUAAAUACUACCUAAGUCACAUUGAUCGCUAUGAAUUAGAUGUAGUCAUGAUCGAAAUGAACUCGAGGGAGUCUCCUGCAGUUGAUUAUUGUAAAUCCAAAGAAGAUAAUCUUGACGUAGACUAUACUGAACAUGCGGUGGUGAGAAGACCACCUCCGGAGUAUGCAAGAGGCUGUGAGUCCAUGUGUGGUGUGCUUUCUACCGUCACUCUUGGAGCCAUGGUAGAAGAGUACUUCGAUGUCUGCGAUGAUAGUAUUUUCAUGUGCAAUAAUGAAGAAAGUAUUAUUUCAACAAACUCCACUUAUGGAAAUUAUGUACGUACACUUGUUUUAAACAUAAGCAGCCCGAAACCGAAAAAUGGUUUCCAAGUAGGUGGUCUGGCUCCGUAUAGUGACUACAAAUUUAGGUUAAGAGCUUGUUCUGGCAACCAUUGCAGUAGAUCAGCUAAAGGGGUCGUCAGAACCUUUAGUUUGAAGAACGCUGAUAUUCCUACUAUAACCUACACUCAUGCGAACCAAUUCGGUCACAUUUUCUUGAAGUGGAAUCCUCCGAAUGUAACGAAUGGUCCAAUAUUGGCUUAUUCCAUAGAAGUAAUGCCACGAAAUAAUAUAAAUAAUCUGAUGCCGCAAACAUGGUGCGUAUUAGCUGAAGAAACCAGGACUUUCGUACAAUCUGUGAUAAUACCCAUAUAUUUAGUUAGGGUGUGUGCUAAGACACUCGCCUCGAGUAAAUCUUGCAGUGAUUGGACCAAAAUCACAGUCGAUAAUAAGUCGAAGAUGGUCAUGUUAUGGACGGGGGUGGUAUGCGGCAUUUUAAUAUACAUUGGUUCGUGUGCAGUCGGAUGGCUUAAGAGAAGAUUAAGACAUCGCAGCGAUGUAGUGCCCUUAGUCGAUAGUUCAUCUUCGUCACGUGUCGAGAGCGAUCCGCCGGGGCUGAUUCUAUCAGAUUUCAUGCCAUUUCAUACGAUACCUUUGGACUAAUAUAACAUCUACGUGUGUACGAGUGAAAAUUGCAAUAAUGAUGUAUUAAUUUACAUUUCAAGGAAACAUCAUCAAUAAUAAACUGAUCAACUGGAAAAUUCUCAGUUGAGCAAAUUAUUAACAUUUAGAUUGAAUAUUUAUUUCGUUGGCACGCGAAACAGUUGAGCUGAAAUGUCUGUUUUUAAUUAAAUUGGUUCGUUGUUACGUACGGAACACUUGUUUCUGUAACUUUACUUCAAAGCCUUUACGAAAUGUAAAAUUUUAAAAGCUUGAUAAAGCUUUUGUUUUUUUUUUGCAAUGAAAUGUGCUUCAAGUAUUUUAUGUACUUUGUGUACGUGCCAGGGUUGUCAUUGAAAAUAAAUGUACUAUUUCCUGUAUUUUUUUUUAUUUUAUUAAAUGAUGCAAGGCCUUCUCGUGAGUUAGACGCAUUUGGCGAGAUAUUUUUUGGGUAUGGGUGACUUGCGGACCCUCGAUUAUGAAGGACCUCACCACAAGGUCACAACGACGACGACAGUCAAUUAAUUCCAUCGAACUUCAGCUAUGAGUUAUUGUAUGGUAUUCGUAAAUAGGUAAAGAAAU